GUCGGCGCAGGGCUCUGCGCAGCGAGCCGAGCAGCGAGAAGGCCCGGGCAGCGGAGGGCGCGUCGGUGAAGCGGCAGCGCGAGUCCCUGGCGGGCAAGCUCAAGGGUCGCUUGAGGAGAGCGGCUCCUUCACCGGCGACCGACGCGGCGGAGAUGCGGAACUGGCGGCGCUUGUUCGAUGACGAGUCCCCCCUGCGCGAGCUCUGGCAGCCAGAUGCCGCGCGCGAUGGCCCGAUCUCUAGGGCGCGUUUGGAUCGGGCAUGCGCGACGCAGCACCUGGUCGAACAGCUGGAUCGCAUCACGUUCGCCGCGCCGCUGGAGCGGCGCCCGCGCCCCCCCCACCACGGGCCGCUCGCGCUCGGCAGCUUAGCGACGCCGCGGCGGCCCGUGGAGAGCGCCCCCAUUCCCGAGGAGGUGAUCAGGAUGGAGGAGUGGCCUAUGCGGGUUUCCGCCGACUUCCACCGCGGGCUGCGUUUCGCCGUCCAGGAGCUGACCACCUUGGACCUCCUCGAGCUGCUCGGGGGCGCUAUCCGCGCGCUUGGUAUUGUCAUGGGUGCGCUGCGGCGAUUGGAGCGGUUAGGGUGGUUGUGGGCCCCGCAUUUCGCGAAGCGCAGUGCUGGGGUCAGGAGCGCGCUCGAACGUAAUAUGGUCGACGACAAUCCUGAUGCGGCUGCUUCCAUCUUGCGCGGCAUCGCGGUGGACCUCGCCAGGCAAGCAGCUCGGGCAGACCAGGAGGGGCGCCGCGCUGAGUUGCCCAACCUUGACCCCGAGGUGGCGCGCAGAAGGCGGAGUUGGAUCUUGCAGAAGAUCCGCGAGCUCGCUCCAGGGCGCGCGGCGGCCGCCAUGGCGCUCGGGGGCGCGGAUGGGCCCGCGCAGGUGGGCCCCGGCGAAGUGGCGCGGAUCCUCAGGAGCCACUGGGGCGAGGUGUUCUCCGCAGAGCAGCUUUGCACAGGUGACAUCGACGACUGGAAUCGGCGGGAUGCUGAGGCCCCGGAUGGUUUGACGGCGUCUUUGCGGCCCCUGCUGGGGGACGAGAUGAUUUGGGGGAUCGCGAAGGACGACGUUAAGGAUGCCAUCGAGAG
Prorocentrum cordatum is the source of this 1081-nucleotide messenger RNA. Lineage: Eukaryota; Dinophyceae; Prorocentrales; Prorocentraceae. The record is from the annotation of a GenBank genome assembly.